ACCGGGGGGCGGCGGCGGAGGGGCGGAGGAGGGAGGAGGGCUCUUGUUUUCCCGGUUUUUCCCCCCGCCCCCGUUCAGGAGCGGACCCCCCCCCCACCCGGGAGAGGGUCCCGCCCCCCCCACCCCUCCCGCCGCUGCGGCGCGGUGGAGCCGGGAGGGUCCCCGAGCCGCCCCCUCCCCUCGCCGCCGCCGGGCCGGGGGCUGCCGCCGCCUCCCACCCCCCGCGGCUGGGUCAUCCCCCCCUCCCGGUCCCUCUGAAUGGGUCUGGUCCCUCAUUCCAGCGUGGAAAUCGAUGAGUUGAAGUUAUGCAUUUGACCUGGAAGAGCCAGGCUGCUGACGCUUUGGGGACCCUGUGAACUGGAACGGGAGAGGAGCCUGCCGGCAGGUGGAAUGGGGCAGCCAUGAACGGCGAUGCCCUGUGCCAGGAGCCCUCCUCCCCGCUCCCCGACUGGAGGGAGUUCUGCAAGCUGCACGCCCAGGCGGCCGCCGUCGACUUCGCCCAGAAGUUCUGCCAGUUCCUGAAGGAGAACCCUCACUACGACACCCCCGGGGCAGAGACCUCCUUCUCCCACCAUUUCACUGCCAACUUCCUGGACAUCUUCAGCCUGGAGGUCAGCCGGGUGUUCGUGUCCGACUCGCCCACCAAGUACAACAUCGUGCCCUUCGUGGGGCUGCAGAACUGCCACGUCCCCUACGGGCGGGAGGUCACCCCGAGGAAGGAGGAGACGUCCACUGAGUCCCUGGACAGCAUGGACACCCCGCUGGGUGCCAGCCGGUACCUGACCCCGGCGCAGCAGGUGCAGGCACGCAAGGUGUCCUCCUACGGCCAGUCCCGCAGCUCGGAGGACGUCUCCAUCCACGCCGCCGCCAAGCCCAAGUUCAAGAAAGGCUUCUCCUUGAGGAACAUGAGCUUGUGCGUGGUGGAUGGCAUGAAGGAGAUGUGGCAUCGCAAGUCCUCUCCGGAGCCGGGCGCCGAGGCUGCCCCGGGCGGCCGGAGGGCCGAGAGGGAGCUGUGGCCGGCCGGGGGCAAGGAGCCUGGGGACCCUCGAGAGAAAUGGACCCACAAGCUGCGCCUGUCCAAGGUGCCCUCCUCCAAGGUGGAGCUGGUGGACAUCCAGAGGGAGGGGACGCUGCGCUACAUGGUGGCCGAUGACACGAACUGUGUGGGGAGCUCACAGUGGCAGAAGUGCCGCCUCCUGCUCCGGAAAGCAGUGAAGGUGGAAGGAGAGAGGUUCCUCCUUGAGUUUUAUGUCCCUCCAAAGGCUUCCAAACCCAAGGUGAGCAUCCCGCUGUCGGCCAUCAUCGAGGUCCGCACCACAAUGCCACUGGAGAUGCCCGACAAAGACAACACCUUCGUCCUAAAGGUGGAGAACGGGGCUGAGUACAUCCUGGAGACCAUCGACUCCCUGCAGAAGCACUCCUGGGUGGCGGAUAUCCAGGACUGCAUUGACCCUGGGGACAGCGGGGACGAUAUUGAGCUGGUGUCCUGUGCACAGGGAGCCUGUCUGCCAGGCAGGACAACCUCCUCCAGCUGCGAGUUCCUGGCUGACGAUGUGCCCAGGCCGCCAGACAGAUGCACCCUGCCCAGUGCUCACAACACCACCACGGCCACCGCCGUCCCCGUGCCCCACGGCCGGAGCAGGGACUCCCUGGGGGAGCUCCUCACCCACGUCCCACUGGAGAACUUCCUGCAGACCCUGGAGUCCUCCCCCACUGCACAUCUCACAGGGGAGGACAGCGAGGCAGAGGCGGAGAUCAACCUCUCUGACUUCCCCUGGUUCCACGGGACUCUCUCUCGGAUCAAGGCGGCUCAGCUGGUGCUCUUCGGGGGCGCCCGGAGCCACGGGUUGUUUGUCAUCCGGCAGAGCGAAACGCGGCCGGGGGAGUAUGUGCUGACCUUCAACUUCCAGGGGAAAGCCAAGCACCUCCGCCUGUCACUGAACGAGAGCGGGCAGUGCCACGUGCAGCACCUCUGGUUCCAGACCAUCUUCGACAUGCUGCGCCACUUCCACACACAUCCCAUCCCCCUGGAGUCGGGCGGAGCAGCCGACAUCACCCUCCGCAGCUAUGUGGUGGCCCAGAGCCCACAGCCCGAUGCCGGCCCCCCACCACCCCUUGUGCCACAGCCCCCGGGCUGCCGGGUCGACCUACCACCUCCACACUACUUCUGCAGCACAGCACCCACCGGCCCGCCGGCCCCACCACCUGCUGAGGGGGUGGCCGUGGCCCCCCCUGUCACUGUCCCUACACCCUACCACCGCCUGGAGGGUGCCCUGGGCCCCCGGAGCCGCAGCGACAGCACCGAGCGCCGGCCGGAGCCCCCCACCGCCAGUGCCGAGGACUACCACGAGGCUGACAGCGCCCGGAGCCGGACCCGGGCCGUGGAAAACCAGUACUCCUUCUACUGAGCCCCCCACGCCUGGGGGCUGGAUGGUGGGGGGAAGCGGGGCAGCCGUGCCCCUCACCACUCCACCAGCCUCGCCACCUCCUCCUGCCGCCACCAGCAACCAAACCGGGACGUCCUUCUCACUCCCUGCUGUUUUUGGGAGCUGUGUCAGCAGCAGGGGAUGUCCCAGCUGGACCUUGCACCAGCCCCAAGGUUGGGGCAGUGCUGGAGGUUUGGGAGGCUGAAAGAGUCAGUGCCAUUUUGGAGCUUGCAGCCUCUUCUUUUUCCCUCCGGACCAAGAGCUCUCCGAGGGCCGAGCCGAGCUCCCUGCAUCUCCUCCCGGGUAUGACCAUCGUGGGAUGGCAGCCUGGAGCUGUGACAGGCUCCAUUCCCCAGCCAAAGAGCCUUGGCACAUCCAUUCUGGGGCAAGAGCCUAGCAUGGCCAACAUCCUUCUGGCACCAUCACCCUGCAAACCAGCUGCCAAGGGACUCUGGCGUUUUGGGAUGACCAUGGAAAUGGCAGAUCUACGUGCAGAGACUUGCUCAAAUACGUGGAUCACUGAGAGGGCACCACUGAGGGUUUAUCCAGGCUGGCUUUUGGGCUCCCUCUGAGGCAUGUGUUUCCAACCCUCUGCCAGGAGAAGGUUUUUUUUCCAAAGCUUAAUGAAUUGCAUUCAAGAAAGGGUUUUCCUGCUCUCCUGCCUUUUGUGUUCCUUUGUUUCCUUUCUCUCCUUGCUGUACCUACAGAGAAUCCCUGGAUAAUCCCUUUCUUCCUCCGUCUCUUCCUUGCUUUCUCAAAACCUAAGCUCUCUGCAAGGGCAACAGCUCAGCCUUCUGACUGCUCUCUGCCACAGCUGGGUGAUGUUUUCCAUUGCUCAAGGCAAACCUUGGAAAAUAUGACAACACCCCUGCUUUGCAUCAGUUGUUGGUCAUUCAGGAUGUCCAGGGGGGUCAGGCAGAGGCCAGGGGCUGUGUCUGGAGGUGAGGGACAGCCUUGCCCUGCAGGUGUUCAGCUGGGCUCCCAGGAAUGAAAACACUACACAUCUUCAGUAACUGCUAUCAAAAGUUACUGUUUUUUUCUUAGACAAAUAGAAAUGCCCAGGAAGAGCAAAAGGAGUGGGGCUGGUGCCAGGUGGGUGAGCAGCCAGCCAGCACAGGGGGCCAGGCCAGGCUGAUGGGCAGGAUUGCCCUUGCCAGUGGUUGAUGUCCCUCCCCAGCAGCUGUAAAACCCUGCCAGUGAGGGCUGGAGCAGCACUGCUGCCAGGAGGGACCAGGCACGCAGUUGUCACUGCUGCUUGGUGGCUUUUUGACAGAGCAAUGCAGCUACGUGCACCUGGAGGAGGAGGUCCCUGAUGGAGGUGAACCCUGGAGGAGAGUGUAGAGCAGAAACCUGCUGUGGCCAGAUGUGCACUACGUUGAUGCUUUCCCUACAGGUCAUGGAAGCCCUUAGGAUGCUUUUACAGGCCAGAGUCUGUGUGCCUUGUGUGGGGUGGGAGACCCUCUGGAAGGGCAGCUUUGCUUGCAGACAAAGUGCUUGCGUGUCCCUCUUGGUUUGCCUCCCACAGCUUGUCUUACCCAGCACCAGGGCUCCUGGCUCCUUGUGUGGCUGCCAGGUCUGGGUGACAGCGCUCACAUGACCUGAGCCAAGUGGCUUUGGAGUGCCUGGACAGGUUUCCAGGUACAGCAGACCCCACCAUAGCAGCUAGAAGUUACCACUUAGUGCAAAGAGAGGUACAAGACAAGCUACAACCUAACUCAAAAAAACCCCUUGAAUUUGCCUGGAAUUGGGUUGGGCCAAAUUUUUAUUUUUUAGGUGCCUUCUUUCCUGAGCUAGCAAAGCAUGUCCCCAGCACUUGAGUCAUUUGUGCCUCCCGCUUCCAGAGGGCAGGGAAGGUGUCUCCAAGGCUCCUUCUGUGAUGUGACAGCUGUCUUUCUGGCCCAUGGGUGUGUGAGAUGAGAGCUGGUGGAUCUCAUUCCUGCAGGAAAUGCCACCUUCUCCCCAAACACACAGCCCUUCGGAGAGCAGCAGGAGCAGUUUGCUCUUUUGAGGGUAUUUCUUCUUCCUCAGCUCAGCUAAAACCCAGCUUGGAGGAGCCCAUGCGGCAGGGAAAGGCUGAUGGGUUGAUGGGUUUAACCUGGACAUGCUUCCUUCACACACAGAGUGAAUUUUGGAUAUUAUUGGUGAUUUUGGAUAUGGCACAGACAUCAUCACUCUGGUUCCUCAUUGAGGUCCCAAGGGGCUGGAUGGGAGCACUGCCUUACAGACCUUCAGAUACUGGCUGGUUUCUCACUUUUUGUGUCACAGGAUAGGAAAAGGAGGGGGAAGCAAAGAUCUGCAAGCAAAAAUGUUAAUUUGUAAAUAGGGAAGAGUCUGGAAGAGUUUACUGUUGUGUAGAAUAAAUUAAUUUUAUUUAAAAAAAAAGGGGGAGGGGGACUUGAUAAACAAAUGGAGAACUCAAGUUUUGGUUUUAAAAUAAAAUCACUUGCAAAAAGGA
Pseudopipra pipra is the source of this 4881-nucleotide messenger RNA. It is a transcript of the gene SH2B2, whose product is annotated as SH2B adaptor protein 2. Gene Ontology annotation, molecular function: transmembrane receptor protein tyrosine kinase adaptor activity. The transcript is spliced from 10 exons. The coding region runs from base 402 to 2408 and encodes 668 amino acids. Gene Ontology annotation, biological process: intracellular signal transduction; antigen receptor-mediated signaling pathway. NCBI's taxonomy places the organism in Eukaryota, Metazoa, Chordata, Aves, Passeriformes, Pipridae. The record is from RefSeq and is a predicted model, not a curated record. Gene Ontology annotation, cellular component: plasma membrane.